Molecule: messenger RNA, 1092 nt
Organism: Sorghum bicolor (sorghum)
Lineage: Eukaryota; Viridiplantae; Streptophyta; Magnoliopsida; Poales; Poaceae
Product: protein SIP5
Exons: 5
Coding region: 320-802 (160 amino acids)
Cellular component (GO): cytoplasm
Source: RefSeq, a predicted model, not a curated record
GAGACCCGGGUUCGAGUCCCGGCAACGGAAAUUUUUUGUUUAUAUUUCUUUCUUUCCCAUGUCUCUGUCUCUCGUUUUCUUCUUCUAUCGCAGCCGUCCAACACAUUUCAAAAAGAGAAGCAAACGAUGCUUUGCUUCCCUCGCUCCAUUUCUCCUUUGCCUCCUCUGCUCAAAAAGCGCAGCCCACCCACGAUCCUCAUCUCCUUCCACACCUGCACGAUGAUGCUCAUGCAGCAGAGCUGCAGCUGCCGCGAGGCUAUAAACCUCUCCUCUGCGCUCCUGCCGCUGCUUCCUCCGCAAGCGCACGGCGCACCUAGGCAUGGGCAACGUUGUGUUCGGCGUGCAGCUCCGUCGGCGGCGGCUGCCUGCGGUGGAGGAGCGCCUCACGCGGCCGCGCCGCCUCGUCCGCGAGCUUCCGGACCUUGACGCCGGCCGCCUGCGUCGUUUCAUCCGCAGUGGCGACCUCGCGCCGUGCUUUGACCCCGCCGAGGAUGCCGGCGACGACGGCCUAACCGAGGACUGCCCAAUUUGCUUCUUUUUCUACCCGAGUCUGAAUAGAUCCAAGUGCUGCGGCAAAGGGAUCUGCACUGAAUGCUUCUUACAGCUGAUGCCAUCCAAGACUUCUAAAGUUGUCCACUGCCCUUUCUGCAAAACCAAGGCUUAUGCAAUUGAAUACCAAGGCCAAGGCGCUCAAAUGACAAGUGGGAAGAAAAUCAAACAAGAGGGAGAACCGAACGUCAAUGAGACUAAAUUGAGAGUACAUUCGAAAUCUCAGAUUACCGAUGAAAUUAUUCGACAUUAGAAUUAGCUAGUCCAAUUUUACACUUCCGCAAGUUUGGAAUAUCAUAUUGUUCAGAAAAGAAUCUGCUGAUUCAGCUUGAACGGCUUCUACUGUAUAAUGAAGCAAAAUAUUCUGCUAGUGGCUGUAAAAGAAUGAGGAGUUGGUGUAGAAUUGUACGUUGAUUCUGUAGGUGGCUCUGAAGACAAAAAUUAGGCUCCAAGUUUUAUGCCUUAGUUGCAUUAGUGGUGAUCAAGGCCUCCACUUCAGCAUCCAAUAAUACGACACCAAUCACUUGGAUUCCGUGCGGUGCA